Molecule: messenger RNA, 899 nt
Organism: Aspergillus sclerotioniger CBS 115572
Lineage: Eukaryota; Fungi; Ascomycota; Eurotiomycetes; Eurotiales; Aspergillaceae
Exons: 1
Coding region: 285-899 (204 amino acids)
Source: RefSeq, a predicted model, not a curated record
AGCUGGAUGUCGACUUCCCCCCUCCGAACUUAAUGCGUUUUCAUAAAAAUAACCAUUGGCUAAGUCUCAGAAUAGCUUCUUCUACAGCCCCACUAAUGGGCACUGGGUCCUGCAAUCCCAAACAGGAAAUUGGUGCUGACGCCCGGGGAUCCCUCAAAGAGCUUCCUCACCAGUGACUCAGAUAUCCGUACCCAUGUCUAUAUAAAAGCCCGGUCUGUCAGUGAGGACUGAGCCUUGAACCAUAACAUUUUAAAGCAUACUUCCAACCUACCCUGAUAAUCAUCAUGCUCUUCCAACUCACUCUCCUCCACCUCCCCACCUCCCUCCCCUCCGCCUCUCCCACCCUCCAAUCCCACUUCUCCAAAUUCACUUCCAAUCCCACCCAACCAACCUACAUAUAUACCCAAAUCGAAGACCCCACAUACAUAUAUCUCCUCCAGCAAUCGACCCCGGAGCAACAAAACACAAAGGAGUUCACGCACCCCGAAGGGGUGGCUUUAGAAUGGACGCUGCGGAUUGAGAUCAAUGACGCUACGCAAACGGAUUACGCCGAGGCACCUCUGCCACUCAAUGCCCCAGUCAUGGCAAUUGGGAGGUACUUUGUCGCUACGGGGAAGAAGGCUGGAUAUCAGGAGACGUUUGAUGCCACCAGAGGUCAUUUGGAGAGGUUUACGGCACCGUUGCCCUUGGCUGGUGGGUGGAGGAUAGAUCAGUGUUCUCGUGGGGAGGAAGAAGGAGAAGGGAAGGAGGAAUAUGUUUUGUUUAGUGGGUGGGAUGCGGUGGAGAGGCAUUUUGCUUUUGCGGAGACUGAAGGGUUUAAGGAGUUUGUUAAGAUUAAAAGUUUCUUGGAGGGGGCGGAGAUUAAGCAUGCUUUGAGGUGGGAGGGGGUUGGUCGGUGA